AUGCUGGACCCGGAUGUGGGCUACCCGAAAGCCAGAAGUAUACUGAAGGAGAUGUUCGGCCAACCAUUCCGAGUGGCACAAAACAUGAUUGACGGGGUGCUAGCAGAGGCGAGGCGCACAAGAGGUGAUACCAGUUCUCUAGCAAACCUGGUCAUCAAGAUGCCGAACUGCAGCAUCGCCCUCAACCACCUCGAAUAUCGGUCGGAUCUGGAUGCACUUCACACGCUGGAAUCGAUUGUCAGAUGUUUGCCGGCCGAAAUGCAGACAGCCUGGGCGACCGAGGCCGAUCAAAUCGAGAAAAGGAACAGAGAAGCAACCUUUGACGAACUCACUCAAUUCAUGUGCUGCUAA
Molecule: messenger RNA, 351 nt
Organism: Echinostoma caproni
Lineage: Eukaryota; Metazoa; Platyhelminthes; Trematoda; Plagiorchiida; Echinostomatidae
Source: the annotation of a GenBank genome assembly